This is a messenger RNA of Williopsis jadinii, 1005 nucleotides long. RefSeq names its product SPFH domain-containing protein. Gene Ontology annotation, cellular component: membrane. The record is from RefSeq and is a predicted model, not a curated record. The transcript has a single exon. The coding region runs from base 1 to 1005 and encodes 334 amino acids. NCBI's taxonomy places the organism in Eukaryota, Fungi, Ascomycota, Saccharomycetes, Phaffomycetales, Wickerhamomycetaceae.
AUGAUGUUGAGAUCAGCUCUCAGAGUCCCGCAGAGACCGUCGGCCCUGGUAGUCCCAGUGAGACUGUUCAACUCCCAGCAGCCAGUCUCGUUCUUCCAGCAGGAGAGACUGCCGGCAAAUACCGUUAUCCGUUUCGUACCACAGCAGACAGCAUGGGUGGUUGAGAGAAUGGGUAAGUUCCAUAGAAUAUUAGAGCCUGGUUUGGCCAUAUUGAUGCCGUUUCUCGAUAAGAUCCAGUACGUCCAGUCGCUGAAGGAAGCAGCCAUCGAGAUCCCCUCACAGAGCGCAAUCACGUCGGACAACGUGACGUUGGAGAUGGACGGUGUGCUGUACAUCAAGGUGAUCGACGCCUACAAGGCCUCGUAUGGCGUGGAGGAUGCUGAGUACGCCAUCAGCCAGUUGGCUCAGACCACAAUGCGUUCAGAGAUUGGCCAAUUGACCCUGGAUCACGUCUUGAAGGAAAGACAGAACCUGAACCACAACAUCACGAGUGCCUUGAACGAGGCUGCCAACGACUGGGGUAUCAAGUGUCUGCGUUACGAGAUUAAGGACAUACACCCACCUCAGAAUGUCCUGGAGGCGAUGCACAGACAGGUGAGUGCUGAACGUUCUAAGAGAGCAGAGAUCCUGGACUCUGAAGGUCACAGACAGAGUGCCAUCAACAUAGCUGAAGGUGAGAAGACCUCCAAGAUCUUGGCCUCGGAGGCUGUGAAGCUCCAGAGCAUCAACGAGGCCAAUGGUGAGUCUGAGGCCAUCUUGCUGAAGGCAAAGGCCACAGCUGAAGGUUUGAAGCACAUUGCUAGGGCCAUUGAAGAGACACCAGGUGGCAGAGAUGCUGUGGCUCUUCAAGUGGCUGAACAUUAUGUCGAAGCCUUUGGCAAGUUGGCAAAGGAGUCCAACACCGUGGUUGUGCCUGCUGGGCUAGGAGAUAUGGGCUCGUUGAUCGCCAGUGGACUGGGUAUCUAUUCAAAGGUUAACGAUACUCUCAACAGCAAGAAGCAAUGA